ACCCUAGCGGCUGCUUUUCGUUGGGCAGCGUGGUGGCCGCGGACGCCGGUGAAGCGCCCUCGCUUUAUUUCGAUAGAAUUGUGUGUAAAGGUUUAAGAUUCAGCUGAAAAUGCCUUGUCGAAAGGAGAACUACAUCUUUUUGGAGCAGUCCGUGACCGUCGAUUCUAAAGAGGUGGACGCUCUUGUGACUAAAAUCGGCGAGGCUCUUCAGCUGCACAACAAUAGCGCUACACAGCAGACGAUGUCGCGUCUCCACGGUCUGACCAGCAGCAGCAGCAGCAGCAGCAACAACAACAACAUCAAGCAGAGCAACAACAGCAACACUGCCAGCGCACAGAAGAGAAAUGGCUGCUGUAUACGUCUCCGCAGCGGCCGGAAAGCGACCCGAGCAAGUCCGUACAACAUACCCGGCUCCAGCGAUCAGGAAUGGGAGCAUUUCGCAACGUGGAACCGAAAGGGACUGGAUGGUUCGGGUAGCGAGGACGAUCCCCACCAGCUCCUCCAGGAACUGAUCUUAUCUGGGAACCUCAUCAAAGAAGCGGUCAGACGACUUCAGUUCUCGUCCGAGUCGCACCGCGAUUUCUCAAAACAAAUCGACUGAAAGUGCGAGGCAGCAGCCCGCUAGCGGACAGCAGAAAUGUGGAGGAGGUGGAUUAAGCUUGUGCUAUCUGAUCACCUCGGCUAACCUGGUUAGCUGGAUAGCCACCGAGUUCAUGAGCUAUCACGAUAAUACUCAUACAUUUUUUCUGGAAGUUUAUAUAAGUGAACGUUACUAAAACCGCGAUGUUGGAUUCAAAAAAUGAACCUGUUAUCCAUUAUUUCGACUGUUAGCUAGCGCUGUUUUUGUUUGAAACGGGACUAAACGUUGUGAGUGUGUCACUAGCACGCCAACUAAGACUGGGGGUCUUUUUUUUCUCAAUGAAAUGUAAACGGCAAGUUAUUAUUUGUCCUUAACUCCACACGUAUUGUGUUAACAUUGUGUUUUGAAACGGUAUUCCUGUUUGCAGGCUAGUAGACCAAAUGGUCAGUGAGUGCACCAUGUUUGGUAGCAAGUAAGAGGUUAGCAUUGUGCCCUUGGCGUGCUACCUUUGUUUACAGUCUUGCUAUCAGUAGUUUGGUGUGGGGAUGGGCCACUGCUACACCACUCUCUCUUUCUCUCUCUCUCCCUCUCCCUAAAGCUCUUCUCACUCAGCAAGAAGGUACUACACUGUCUGUUUUUGGACUUUCAAGCUGUUUUCUACACCCUCAUGGACUUCUCUGUCGAGUCUCACGGGAAACACAGGACCUGUUGGGUAUUCUGAGGAGAAGCUGACUCUGGAGAGGGAGAGGAGUGAGAGAGACAUGGAGAUUUUCCCCAACAGACUCUCUGGUGCUUUCUGAAUUCCUGUAUGGAGUUCGUCUGUUUCUCUGCUUUCUCUGUCAUGUCUGUAUGCUUCGUAACGAAGUCAUUUUAACAGCCCUGACUUUUUCAGGCAGUUUGGUCUAUAAUAAACACGGUGGAUUUUUUUU
Pangasianodon hypophthalmus (striped catfish) is the source of this 1509-nucleotide messenger RNA. It is a transcript of the gene gbp, whose product is annotated as glycogen synthase kinase binding protein. The coding region runs from base 110 to 601 and encodes 163 amino acids. The record is from RefSeq and is a predicted model, not a curated record. The transcript has a single exon. Lineage: Eukaryota; Metazoa; Chordata; Actinopteri; Siluriformes; Pangasiidae. Gene Ontology annotation, cellular component: cytoplasm.